AUGGAGGACGACCGGGAGACGGUGCGACUGUGGCGCGUGAACAAGACGAUCCACGAGCUGGUGCGCGACCGCGGGUACCAAGUGGCGGACGACGAGAUCAACAUUGAUCUCGAGACGUUCAAGGCCGAGUAUGCGCCUACGGGCGGGUCGGUGGACCGAACGAAGCUCAACUUCUUCACGGAGCACAGUUCGCACGAGAACCAGCGGCUGUUUGUGUUCUACUCGAUGGAGCGCAAUGUGGGCGUCAAGACGAUGCGCCAGUUCAUCAGCAUCAUGGAGGAGCGCGAUAUCCAGCGCGGCAUCAUCAUCUGGCCCGACAAGAUGACGAGUGCGGCGCGCAAGGUGAUCGACGCCAUGCGCGGCACGUUCCACCUCGAGGACUUUGAAGAGGCGUAUCUGCUGGUGAACAUCACCCACCACCAUCUGGUGCCCAGACACGACCCGCUGUAUCCGGAGGAGAAGAAGGAGCUGCUGCAGAGGUACAGGUUGAAGGAAACCCAGCUGCCCAGGAUCCAGCAGGCGGAUCCGGUCGCAAAGUACUUUGGCCUCCAGAGGGGUCAGGUGGUCAAGAUCACACGGCCCUCGGAAACUAGUGGCCGCUACUGCUCGUACCGCAUCUGCAUCUCCAUCAUCCUUGCUGGCGAGUCUUUCAGCAUGGCGUCUGCAGCUGCUUCCUCAAAUGCGGGAUCGCACUACCCGCCGGCCGUAAGCUCGUACUACUUUGGACCACCCCCGUCCAGUGCUGCGUUCGGCCAAGGCGUCACGGGCAACCCCGCCCUUCACGUGCCCAAGGAAAUCGUCAGGAUCGAGCGCGACUAUUCUUCCGGGGAGUUGCCGCAAUUUCAUCCUUCGUUCCCACUCGAAAUCGAAGGCAGAAUAUCGCCCACGACGUUUUCGGAACUGGUCAACGACCUCAACGCGCUGCUCAUCGAGGCGCACAAUCCACGCCGCGUCUGGAUCGACAACACGCUCGCCAUCGCCACGCUCUACCUCUCGACGCUCGUCCACACCUCGCACUACAAAAAGACUUUGGCCAAGGUGGACGAGCUGGUGGCGAGGACCAAUGCGCAGGUGCUCGAAAAGGCGGGCCUGCGAAUGGUGCAUCCUGCCAAAACGGCGUUUCUGUUCAUCGAGAUCGAAUACUUUUGA
Messenger RNA from Moesziomyces antarcticus, 1149 nucleotides. RefSeq names its product DNA-directed RNA polymerase RPB5 subunit. Gene Ontology annotation, biological process: DNA-templated transcription. Gene Ontology annotation, cellular component: RNA polymerase I complex; RNA polymerase III complex; RNA polymerase II, core complex. NCBI's taxonomy places the organism in Eukaryota, Fungi, Basidiomycota, Ustilaginomycetes, Ustilaginales, Ustilaginaceae. The transcript has 5 exons. Bases 1 to 1149 code for a protein of 382 amino acids. The record is from RefSeq and is a predicted model, not a curated record. Gene Ontology annotation, molecular function: DNA-directed RNA polymerase activity; DNA binding.